This is a messenger RNA of Lathyrus oleraceus (garden pea), 974 nucleotides long. RefSeq lists its product as uncharacterized. The record is from RefSeq and is a predicted model, not a curated record. Lineage: Eukaryota; Viridiplantae; Streptophyta; Magnoliopsida; Fabales; Fabaceae. The transcript has a single exon. The coding region runs from base 24 to 779 and encodes 251 amino acids.
UUGCUUCCCAAGGUUCUUAUCUCAUGUCAACAACCUUAAUAUAUAAAAUCACAAUACAUUCAUCUAUAUUCUCAUCAAUCUCUUUGUCUCAAUACCCCAAUUCAACAAAAAUGAAGAGAGAAGGUAAGCAACAUGGCAUGGUGAGGACAUACCGGGUCCUACCGAACCCGAAUCACGGCACCCGAUUCGUCACACGGUUCGAUUCGCCUCCAACAGCUGGACUCUUCACAAAAGUUCCCUCCAAGCCCACCAACCAUUCCAAAUUCACCGGUAAAUGUGGCAAGGCGCGGUGCACCAAUUGCCGUCUUCAUCCGAUCUCAAAGUCAAAGAACAAAUCUAAAGGGAGUUUCAAGCAUUUUCAGAUCAUGGAUCAACCCGGUUUGAAAUUUAUCGGGUUGUCCGCGACUGGGACUUUGAACCAUAUUUCUAAUUGGUAUGUGGAUGAUGAUGAUGAAGAAGAUGAAAGUGUUAUUGACUAUGUGGAUGAUGUGAAAGAUGAAAGUGUUGUUGAUCAUGUGGAUGAUGAUGAUGUGAAAGAUGAAAGUGUUGUUGACCAUGUGGAUGAUGUGAAAGAUGAAAGUGUUGUUGACCAUGUGGAUGAUGAUGAUGUGAAAGAUGAAAGUGUUGUUGAACAUGUAGAUGAUGAUGAUGAUGCAAAAAAUUCAUGCACUCUGGAUGAAAAAGAAGUGGAGUAUCCGUUGCGUGUUGAACAAGUUAAGGAAGAAAAAUAUGAAGAAGAAGAAGAAGAAGAUUGGUGUUUGGUGGAAUGUUGUUCAUGAUUUUAUGAUAUUGUUUAUUUCUAACUUACAAAUUGCAAUUGCUUGAUAAUUGCUUCAAAUGUAUCAUUACCAAAACCAAUGCAAAGGAAAGAUCCAAAGUUGUUAUGGAUAAGAAAUUAGGAUAUUUUAAUUACACCAUUGUUGUUGUGGAAGUAACAUAAUGCUUUCAAAUAAAUAUUACUCCUUUUGUUUCUA